CUUACAUGACGUAAAGGUAUCAAUAACAAAGAUGGCGUCCGUUUUACAAAGAUUUUUAACAAGAACAAUAAUAUCAUCUUCUUCUCUACCGGCUUCCUGUAGAAAAACUAGGAUGCACAUUUGUGCAGUGCUAGCUUCAUCUCACGAAGAUCCACUGGGCAUCAAAAAUAGGAGUAAAACAUUAGAAGAACAUCAGAAGCAACAAAUGGCCAGAGGUCUCCCCAAAAAGCGGCCAGUUGAUGGUGUCAAGCAUGUGGUAGUGGUAGCAUCUGGCAAGGGAGGAGUUGGAAAAUCCACCACCUCAGUGAAUCUGGCUUUGGGAAUGCUAGCAAGCAAACAGUCUUUGCGUGUUGGGCUUCUUGAUGCAGAUAUUUAUGGACCAUCUAUACCAAAAAUGAUGAACUUAAGAGGACAGCCAGAGCUAACAAAAGAAAACAUGAUGAAGCCAUUGGUGAAUUUUGGAGUGCCUUGUAUGUCUAUGGGUUUUCUGGUAGAGGAAGGGGCACCAAUUGUGUGGAGAGGAUUAAUGGUGAUGUCUGCGGUGGAAAAGUUAAUACGACAGGUUGCAUGGGGAGAGCUGGAUGUUCUAGUGAUUGACAUGCCUCCUGGCACAGGAGAUACCCAGCUGUCAAUCUCACAACUCAUUCCUAUUUCAGGUGCAGUGAUAGUCACCACACCACAAGAUAUUGCACUGCUUGAUGCUUGUAGAGGCACAGAGAUGUUCAGAAAGGUUGAUGUACCAGUUAUUGGACUAAUUCAAAAUAUGAGCCAUUAUGUAUGUCCUAAGUGUGAACACAAAGCCUACAUAUUUGGAAGAGAUGGUGCCAGAGGUGUUGCAAAGGAAAUGGACUUAGAACUCUUGGGUGAUGUUCCCCUUCAUACUGACAUCAGGGAAACCUCAGAUUCAGGAAAACCCAUUGUAGUUUCUCAACCUGACAAUCCUCAGACUUAUGCCUACAAAAUGAUUGCUGGUCGUGUUUUGGAUAAACUUUCCUUGACAAAAGAAACUACCAGGUGACAAGGAAACAUGCAGACAAGCUCUUGUGAUCAAGUUACUACAAAGGAAGAUUGACUUGGUAGCUGGAAAUGUCAGACAGUCAGUAUGAAAGAGUAAACCCAAACAAAGUCACUGUUGACUGCUUUGUGAAACUGUAGCACAAAGAUUGUUGUGAAGCUGAUAGAAAUAUGAUAUAAAUUCCCUUAACAAGAAGAGGAAUCAUCAGGUUUUUUCAACCAAUGAAUUCAAGAUUAUGAACACCAUUUAAAGAUUGCAGGUAGAAGUAUUGCCAGAAACUGUUUGAUUGCUGGAGGCAUUCUUACAAGGACAGCAAAUGAGACAGGCUUCACACAUAUGAGAAAAAGCAUGUGAGGAAAAUCAAUGAUAGUAGCUAUAUUUAUUAUAUAAUAAUAAUAAUAUGAAAAUAUUCUUAAGAUAGCUAUCUCAAGAUGUCCUAGAGGCACAGAGGAAUGUUAAGUCACCAACAACAAGAAAUAGCUUUCUGACUUUGAGAUUGAAAAGGGUAUAGCUCAAAACAUUUUUCCCAAGAUAUUUCAUCAAAUCACAGGCAAAAUAAGUCACAACUGGAAAGCCACUUCCUGUCUUUAAACAAGAACAAACAAGGCAAACAUCACUUAUGAUGGAUAAAUUUGUUGCCUUGGAAUAUAAAAGGGCUUGAAGUCUCAUUGGAAGGAAUGUGACAUAAAGAGAUUAAUAACCUUGAGGAGGAUACUUUGUACAUUAAAACUGUCCUUCAGGUAUGAAUAACAGAGUGCAAAAACAAAUUGAAAUAAGUUGAUGCCAUCAUGCUGUGAAUAAUGACCAGCAGAUCUCAAAAGUCUGUUGAUUUUCCCCUAAAGUCCUUUCUUACUGGAUUUACUUGGGUUUUGUUUCUGCAUCAGAAACUCGCCUAAUGUAAAUGGCAUCUUCUGGAUGUCUAGUAAAAGAAAUAAAAUGUUUUGUGUCAACUAAAGCUUGACGUGACUUUGCGAAAAGCUAACCAAGCUAACUGUUCAGUUUGUAAAAUACAGUGUGAGAUUACUAUUUUUUUUCCAGCUGAACAAAGGAUAACAUAUAACCUCACUACCUAAAGGAGCACUAUGUUUCAUUAUCUAACUAUCAUGACACCUGUUAUCUCAAAGGUUCUGUGCAUUUGUAGCUCUAGACAAAAUAGUGGAUGGAACAUAAUAUCAUAGCACUAUAAUUGUAUAUUAAUAUGAUGUAACUUACUCCUUCUCAUCCUCUUCAUACAUGUAUGACACAGCUAUGGCCAGCAGGCUGCCAUCAUUACUGAAGCUCAAUGAUGAAAUACUGGUUGGGUAACGAUGAAACUGAAAAUUUAAUUAGACAUGAUUAAUGUCUGAUCUUUUACAAUGACCAGGCCUUGCAGAAUCAUCUUAAACUGUAAUUUUAAUGUCACAACACUGUGAGGAAACUAUAAAAAUAGGGAAACUAAGACAAAGAGUUCCUCCUUUAAAAUCAGGUAGUACUAUGGAAAAGUA
Molecule: messenger RNA, 2499 nt
Organism: Pocillopora verrucosa
Lineage: Eukaryota; Metazoa; Cnidaria; Anthozoa; Scleractinia; Pocilloporidae
Product: iron-sulfur cluster transfer protein NUBPL
Biological process (GO): iron-sulfur cluster assembly; mitochondrial respiratory chain complex I assembly
Cellular component (GO): mitochondrion
Molecular function (GO): ATP-dependent FeS chaperone activity; 4 iron, 4 sulfur cluster binding; ATP binding
Source: RefSeq, a predicted model, not a curated record